AUGUACGAAUACAUCAGAAACAGGGCAGAGGGUCCACUAGGACAAACGGCUGAUUGGUGCCUGGCCCAUCAGCUGACUCACAGCGGAGAGAAACGCUUCACCUGCAGCGAGUGCGGAGCCACUUUCCUUUACAAGGGUCACUUCCAAAACCACCAGAACAUUCACACGGGAGAGAGAGUGCACGGCUGGGACGAGUGUGACACAGCGUUCACAUCCAGAGGUGAGCUAACCAACCAUAAGUGCAUUCACAAGGGCUGGAAGCCACACAGCUGCGACGAGUGUGGGCAAGCGUUCGGAUGGCGAGGAACGCUGAUUCGUCACCUUCAUAUUCACUCUGGAGAGAAGCCAUAUUGGUGCGAGAUCUGUAAGAAGAUGUUUUCCCGGGAAUACGCCUUGGAUCAGCGCAGUCAGGCCGGAGAGAAACCGUAUGUGUGUUAA
Messenger RNA from Perca fluviatilis (European perch), 438 nucleotides. Its product is annotated as zinc finger protein OZF-like. The transcript has 2 exons. Gene Ontology annotation, molecular function: RNA polymerase II cis-regulatory region sequence-specific DNA binding; DNA-binding transcription factor activity, RNA polymerase II-specific. The record is from RefSeq and is a predicted model, not a curated record. Lineage: Eukaryota; Metazoa; Chordata; Actinopteri; Perciformes; Percidae. The coding region runs from base 1 to 438 and encodes 145 amino acids. Gene Ontology annotation, biological process: regulation of transcription by RNA polymerase II.